AAUCAAUAAAAAGUAGCUUUUCCGCUUUAUGAUAGUAAAAAUUUUUUAAUGUAUGUUUUUAUCUUUACCUCCUAAUACUAACUGUAUGUUUCAUUCAUCAAAUUUUCUUAAGAAAAAUUAUAUAAACUGGUUUAAUCUUAUUCGAUUAUUAUUAGUUUUAUAUACUUUUAAAACUAUCUUUACCUCAAAGUUUUUCUUAUUUCAUUCCGUAUCAUUUCUCAAUCUAAAAGGUAGGAUAACUUUUAUGUACAAAAUUUAAUAUACCCACUCCUCAGAAUCAAACUAA
Messenger RNA from Rhizophagus irregularis DAOM 181602=DAOM 197198, 286 nucleotides. The record is from RefSeq and is a predicted model, not a curated record. NCBI's taxonomy places the organism in Eukaryota, Fungi, Glomeromycota, Glomeromycetes, Glomerales, Glomeraceae.